AUGAAUGAAUUGGAAAAGGAUCGAAAAAGAAAAGAUCCACAUCUACAUCUAAUACGGAUUCUAGCCGAGUCAAGAUCACGAAGAUUACAAUGGGGUAAAAAUCCAAAUAAUGGCAUGCAGUGCCAUGAUAGAGAGAUGAAUUAUGGAAAUUUGUUUAGGAUAACGCGUGAGUUAUUCAAUCUUCAUGGUCGUGGUCCUCGGCAUCUUCGUCGGUCUGGUAGUGAAAAUCUUACCGAAAAUAAUUUAGAUGAUCAUCAAGAACCUGAAAUUGAAGAGGAGGCAUUUUUGACAAUGAUUGAAUCUUUAAAAGUGCCAGAUAAAGAAGAAGAAGAACCAAGAAGUCAAACUAAAAAAUAG
Messenger RNA from Ambispora gerdemannii, 357 nucleotides. The record is from the annotation of a GenBank genome assembly. Lineage: Eukaryota; Fungi; Glomeromycota; Glomeromycetes; Archaeosporales; Ambisporaceae.